AUGCAAAGUUGCUUCCAGGAACGUGUUUUAUAUUUUUGGAGGCAUGAAAUGUAUGGGCAUGCAAGAAUACUUUGCGAGAAAGGAAUUCAAGAGAAAUCAAACAACUUGAUUUUGUUUUUAUGGCACGGCCUGAGUCUUGCAAAGCUUGGGAUGUUUAAAGAGAGUCUUGAAGAGAUAGAACAUCUCAAAGUCAGAAAAGAUUUGAUAUUAGUAUACAAGACAUCGUUAUAUUUCCUCGAAUGGGUCAAAGAUCCAGAGGAAAACGAGAAAUUAGAUAAAUUACGACAAGAAAUUUUUGAAAAUGUAACUGACAAGAACAAUUUCUCUACAGCACAUUCAGCUCAAAUCGCUUGGCUUUUCGGUGAUAUCAAGCUUGCUCGCCAAAUCAUCCGUACAAUCACACCAACACCAUUCUCAAGAUCCAUUUCUGCAUGGAUUACAUACUCAGAAGGCAAAAUUCAAGAAGCUUAUAAUGAUUUUUGCGAUCAGUUAAAUGAUCCACUUCGUGCUUACGAUGUCAUUCCAUUAUACGGAAAGGCAACAUGCCUUGCAGCUCUUGGAAAAAAUGCUGAAGCAUUCCAAGUUCAAUCUCAAAUUCUUUCCAAAUAUAAUUUCCCAGAAAUUGCUUGUGAACGUUCACGCAUACACCAAAUUCUUAACAACUGGGAUCUAUCACUCAAUAUCUUAUCAGAAGUUCAAGAUCAAUUAAUUUCUAAAUUCGAAUAUCAUUAUGUCGAAGUUUUAUCAUUAAUUCUCGGAAAAGGAGAUUACGUAUCUGCUGAAACAGCAACACAGAACUUACUCGAGGUCUGCGGAACCGUAGAAGGCAAGAAUUGGAAACUUUUACAAAAUGUUGCACUUUGUCUUUCAACAUUACACAGCCAAAGAUUCCCAUUCAUCGAUAAAAUCAUACAAAUUGCCAAAAUCGCGGCAGAAAACCCAUACGCGGACUCAAUGUCUCUUGCAAUUCUCGGAUACUGCCAGUAUCUCUCGAGAAACUACGUAAUUUCCAUUCCAAGCCUUCAGAAAGCCAUCGAGAAAUCUCCAAUGAACCAAUUCGCAGCGGAUUGCCUUGUUGCUGUGAUGACAGAAAUCGGAAGAUACGGAGAGGCUCAAGACCAGCUCGAUAUGAUGGGAAUUGCUGGUCCUAUGACAUUAGAAGAAGCAGUUCUCCAGACAAAGUUGAUCAGAGUAACAAAACACGUCACAGAAAAUAUCGAAUUAAUUUUAGAUCUCAUUGAGAAGAGAAUCGAUAACAACAAUAUCUCUAAACACUUAUUCGGCGAUCAACUAUCGAUAAUUAGCGAUACAGAAAAGCCAUUACAAAGAUUAACUUCAUUACGCAUAGAUACGAUCACAGAUGCACUUGACGAAUUAAUAUUCUACAAUAACUCAAUCGCUAACACUAUUAGCGAUGAAAAUACUACACGUCUUAUGACAAUAUUCAUGAAAUUAGAUAAACCAGCGCCAGUUUUCCAGCCAAUCAGACUUUUAAGAGGUCUCUUGCUCAUGAGAGUCGGAAAGGUCGAUGAAGCUGUCUCCGUGUUCCAGAAGAUCCUUCUAGGACAAUGGGUUUACAGACUUCCAUUCGUCAUGCUUUACAUCGCGUCACUUUUGUAUGAAAAUGAGGAGUACGAAGAGGCCAAAGGAUAUUUAUAUGAAGCAAUUGCUGCAGAUCCAACAUUAACAAAUUCAUUAGAUUAUUUGUUAACAAAUUUGCGAUUAAAUGGAAGUAAAGAAAAUCCAUACUUAGAACUCAAAGAAGCCUCCGAAUUCUUCAACAAAGAGACUAGGAGUGUCACACAGUAUAUGGAUUUCUUCAAGAUUUGCUUCGAUUUCGGUGAAUUUAACUUACCUGGCUCAAUGAUCAAAAAAGCAAACGCAUGUUCACAGACAAAAUAUGAGAAAGCAAUGCUUAUAUCAGCCCAGUCCAUCAUUUUAGGCUCAAAGUCCAUGUUUUCUCGUGCAGAACAAUUGAUCUCAAAAUUAAAGCCACAUAAGAGACUCGCUGACCUCGGAUAUACAUCGGAGGCCUUCAUAAACCUCAAGUUCCAUAACGAUAGAAAGGCUUAUAUCCAGACUUAUCAAGAUUUGAACACUAAUUUCCCAUCUAGAAGACACCAAGAGAUGCUAGGCGAUGCAUACAACAAGAUUAAUGAUUAUGAUAAAGCUGCUAAGGCCUAUACAACAGCUUUCGAUACAAAAAUGCCAGAUGUCGGAAUUCUCAAGAAACUUGUCACUGUUUUAGUUAAUGCCCACAAAUUCGAUGAAGCAGCCAGCAUCCUUAUGCAAUCAGCUUCAUUCCUUCGCGGAAAUAUCGCUGUUCCUUUGUAUUUAAUCAAAAUUUUGAUUACUUUGAAGAGAUAUCAAGAAGCUCAGUCAUGUAUCAACUCCACUGUGAAGCUAGUAGUACAAAACCAAGUGGCAACAAACGCCAGAGUCCUAGAACAAAGAGGAAUUGUUUGUAUGAAAUUAAAUCAGAGCGAAGAAGCGGAAAACUGCUUCAAACAAGCUCUAGAGAAGUACGAAUCCAUCCUUCUGAAGGAAGGAACGAACAAAUACGCAGUUUCCCUCAAAAUGUCCGCAUCAAACGUUUGUGUCAUGCUUGGCGAGAACAUUGAGAAGAUAAACCGCGACAGAGCACUUUCCUUCUACCAAAAAGCCCUUACAAUCGAUGAUUCGAACCACGAUGCAGUUGCUCAUCUUUUUAAUCUGUACAAAGUGAGAUUUGAUCAGCAGAGAUGCCUCGCAGUAUGUUACGAAUACCUUGAGAAGUAUCCUAAGAACGAAACAGUCGUUCUUUUGAUGUCUUCGGCAGAAUCUCGCGAUUACGCCAAAGCAAUCAAAUAUAUUGAAGGAUUGAUCGAGGAAAGGCCGAGAUAUUACAAGACAUUUGUCAGACUGGUCGAAGUUUGUGCCAGAGCCGGAGUUUUGUCGAUUGCCAAACAAAGAAUUGACAAAUAUCCAGACGAUAACUCUCCAGGCAUGUCAUUUGUUCGUGGCUUGUACUAUAUGUAUAUCAGCCAGGCCCAGGAAUCGAUCAAAUACUUCGAGAGAGCGAUGCAAUCGAAUCAUUGGUGUUUGGCCGCACAGUUAAUGCUAUUUUCAGUGUACUCCAACCCCGACAAGAAGUUCCUCUGGCUGGAAACAACACCAUUGGCCGAGGAAAGCUCUUUGGAGAGUGCAUCAAAGAUUUUAUCUAAGAUGAACAUCAGCGAUAACGAGAGACAACUGUACCACGCACAGCUCCUGGCCGCAACCAAUAUAUAUCUCAACGUAAAAUCCGCACUUCAGAUAGUACAAGACGUAUUAUCUAAAGAAAGGACGAAUAUCAUGGCCUUGACAGCUGCAGCGAGGUACAACAUGAGAUUGGGAUUAGUUGAUGAGGCUGAGAAGUACAUUUCCAGUGUAUUGGCCGGUGUUCCCUUCCAUGAAACAGCUCCUUAUUUCGAAGAAAGUUAUCUGAUGAGGGCAACUUUGGCAAAGAACUCGCCAAAUCCGAAAUCCGCUCACCAGUUCAUUUUCUUGGCACUGGAUUUGAACAAGAGCUGCCAGAAGGCGUGGGAAAUGAGCGGAAACGUCUAUUUCCAAAACAAGAUGUACGCUGAUGCUGUUACAGCACUGUUAAGAGUGUGGGAAUUGUCUGGCCAGACAGAUAUUGAAGCUGGAUACAACUUGGCUUAUUCUGCAAUGAGAACAUCGAAGCCGGAACUCGCUUUGGAGAUAUCGAGGAAGAUCUUGGACAUCAACCCUGUCUUCAGAGAUGUAAAGACGGCAAUUAUACAGCCUGCUUACAGACUAUUGUACAAAUAA
Messenger RNA from Trichomonas vaginalis G3, 3813 nucleotides. RefSeq names its product tetratricopeptide repeat protein 21-like protein family. Lineage: Eukaryota; Parabasalia; Trichomonadida; Trichomonadidae. The record is from RefSeq and is a predicted model, not a curated record. Bases 1 to 3813 code for a protein of 1270 amino acids. Gene Ontology annotation, molecular function: protein binding. Gene Ontology annotation, biological process: intraciliary retrograde transport; protein localization to cilium. The transcript has a single exon. Gene Ontology annotation, cellular component: intraciliary transport particle A.